AUGGGGAUUACCGGUUUACUUCCUUUCUUAGAAAAAUCUUCAAAGAGAACAAAUAUUAAUCAGUUUACUGGUGGUACUGUUGCUAUUGAUUCUUAUUGUUGGCUACAUAAAGGUGUAUUUUCUUGCGCUGACAAACUGCAAAUGGGACAACCGACAAAUGCAUAUGUUCAGUAUUGUAUGAAAUUUGUACAUAUGUUGCUUACAUAUAAAAUAAAACCAAUUCUUGUAUUCGAUGGACGACAUUUACCUGCUAAAGCCCAAACUGAAACUAAACGUCGAGAAGCUAGACAAACAAAUCGUCGUAAAGGUAUUGAGUUAAUGAAAAUGGGGCAGUAUGCAGAAGGAAGAAAUUUAUUACGAAGGUCUAUAAAUAUAACGCAUGAAAUGGCAUUAGAAUUAAUUAAACAGUGCCAGGAAAUGAAUAUUGAUUGUAUUGUAGCACCUUACGAGGCAGAUGCACAGUUAGCAUAUCUUAAUAUCAAUGGAAUUGCUGAUGUUGUGAUUACCGAAGAUAGUGAUUUAACAUUGUUUGGUUGCAAAAAGGUAUUUUUUAAAAUGGAUAUAAAUGGUAAUGGUCUUUUAAUUGAUCAAGAACGAUUGCAUCUUGCAAUGAAUAUAAGUCCUGAACAUUUCAGUAUAGACAAUUUUCGUUAUAUGUGCAUUUUAUCAGGAUGUGAUUAUUUACCAUCCCUUCCUGGUAUUGGACUGAGUAAAGCAAAAAAGUUUAUUAUGAUAAAUACAGACUGUGAUAUACAUAGGGCUUUAACACGUUUGGCGUCUUAUUUAAAUAUGAAAUCGCUUGUUGUAACAAAGGAAUAUAGGGAUGCAUUUAUAUUAGCAGUUAUUACUUUUAAACACCAAUUAGUAUAUUGUCCUUUGCAAAGAAAACAAGUUCGUUUAAAUUCACCUGCGUUAGAUGUGACAGAGGAACAAUUAUAUUAUGCUGGUGUGGAGACAAAUCCAGAUAUUGCAUUACAACUUGCUUUAGGAAACAUAGAUCCAAUUUCUUUAAAACAACUUCAUAACUUUGACCCUGAUAAAAUGAAGAAUCAUAAUAACGAAUCUACUACGUGGGGCCAAAAAGCAAGUCGCCCUAAACACAUUAGCAUUUGGUCAGAAAAAUAUAAGUUAAAAGAAAAUCCAUUACGAGAAUCUCAAAGUAAGAAUCUCAUGACAUGGCCAAAUACCACUGGUAAGAAGAUGGUUCUCCAAACAAGUCGCUUAAAAAAAACUAUUUUGGCAAAACAGGAUAAUUUUGAAUGUACAGAAUUGAAUCAAAAAGAAAUUUUAAACGCAUAUGAAGAGACUAGAGUCCCAACGAAUGCAGAAAACAAUUUAAAAAUAGAUGUAUAUACACUUAAUGAAGAAAAAGUGUCUCCUAUUUUAAUUAGAAGAACAAAUCCAUUUUCAAAAGGGUCAUCUAAUAAUAAAACUUCUCCGAGUCUUUUGUUCAACAACAGAAAUCGAAUAAAAGGAAGGAACGUAAUGCGUAUUAAACGAACAAUUAUAAAUGAAGAAACUAUAACAGAAAGUAAAUUUUUUUCCAAAUCAACAGAUGAUGUAGAAAAUAGCAAUAUUAAAGGAACCAACAAUAUGCUGUGUUCGCCCAAUAAUUCAAAUGAAAUUUUACUGGGACAAGAAAACGUACAAUUGCACAAAACUGAUGAAACAAACAUUAAUUUUCAAGCUUGUGUGGUAACUAAUGAAAUGGAAACAGAAUCACACUCUAUGGAUAUAGAUGAAGAGCAUAAUGAAUUGUUCGAACCAAAUCAAUACAAUAAUGCAAAGUCGUCAGAUAAUUGUUGCAAUAAUGAUAUAGGAUCAUAUUUAGAUGUAGAAAUAAAUGAAUUAGGCCCAAACAAAAGAAGUGAAGCAUCGUACAAUUUAGAUAAUUCGUUGAAUUUAUUAAAAUCUGAUAUAGAUCCUGAUUUCUUAAUUCAACAAGAGGAUAUAAGUACUUUAAAUACUAGUUUGUAUAAAUGGUCCAAUACAAAAUUGACUGCACAAAUAGAUAAUAAAGUUAAACAAUGCAAAAGCUCUAUAAAUUCUGGAACAGCUGUAAAUAAAAAAGCAAAUAUGACAAACAGUACACGUCGAAGCCAACAAUUAUGUUCAGUACAAAGACAACAAAGCUUAUUAAGUAUGUAUGGAUUUGAAAAAAAAAGAAAAGUAACUUAAUAAAUACUUCACAUACCAGGAUUGUUUGACAUAAAAAUGUGUGCUGUGCUACAACUAUUAUGCAAGCGGAUAAUUAUAUGGACUGAAUAAAUGUGAUUAUUUACAAGA
Molecule: messenger RNA, 2286 nt
Organism: Colletes gigas
Lineage: Eukaryota; Metazoa; Arthropoda; Insecta; Hymenoptera; Colletidae
Gene: tos
Product: exonuclease 1
Exons: 9
Coding region: 1-2178 (725 amino acids)
Biological process (GO): DNA recombination; mismatch repair
Cellular component (GO): nucleus
Molecular function (GO): DNA binding; 5'-flap endonuclease activity; 5'-3' DNA exonuclease activity
Source: RefSeq, a predicted model, not a curated record